CAUCACUCACCCGUCUCGGUGUUGACUCCCUCCGCGUUCCCUUGACGAGCCCCAGCCGCAGUUGCUCAUUCAACUCUCAUCACCCUCGUCAUCGUCCAGUAAGAUGACUUCGGAAAGCACUACCAUCGAUCCCACCUCGGUCCUUGCACCUGAGUUCACCGAAGCGCGGCGUACGGAACUGAUUGAGAAGAUCGGUUUGAUUAUACCCUUCGUCGACACUGCAACCUGGUCGCUGUUAUGGCUGGCGGACAUAGAGCGACUCGAAUACUUGGCCAAUCUUCAGAAAGGCUUCCUCACAAAGGUACUAGAGUCUCCCAACUAUGGAGCCUUGUUAAAGUGGGCAAGCCGUAUGCGCGCAAUAGAGGAUCCCGAAAAAACUACUCCUCCCACAAAAAAGAGAAAGCGCCGCUCUGAAUCAGUCAAAGAGAUGUGCCUUGAACGCGACCAGUGUUGCAUACUGACGAAGAAAGACGAGCCACUAGAGAUCGCCCACAUAUACCCAUUCAGUAUGGCGGGUAGACCUCGGACAGAACAACAAGCUUUCUGGGAUGGUCUGACCACCUGGUGGACAGAAGAAGAGGUAGCGGAAUGGGAAAAGGAACUGACAGGUCCAGAAGGCACUGAAGUCAUUCAGAAUGAACUAUGUCUAUCUUGUGAUUCACAUGCCCUAUGGGGGAAGGCGCGAUUCGUCUUGCAGCCUCUUGAACUAUCAGAUGAUCGCAAAGUCCUAAAAGCCAGAUUUUUCUGGCUUCCAAUCUUCAAAUACUCUAACAGUAUUGAUGUUACGACGAGACCUUCUCUGCCAUCCAACUUAAGUUUUGUUGGAAAGCGAAUCAAGCUGUUCAAUUGUAAGACAGCGGCACAAAUUCAUUCGGGAGACAUUAUCACGAUGGAGACGAUUAAUGCCGACACGCAUCCCUUGCCAUCCAUCAAAUUAUUGAACAUGCAGUUUGCUCUAACUCGUGCUUUGGGCAUGAGUGGGGCCGCCGAUGUUGAUCCGGACCAGUGGGAUAAUAACGACUCCGACGACUCCGAUGAGGAGGAGGAGGAGGAGCUAAAGGAGGAGCUGGUGGAGGAGCUGGUGGCUCAGCCACGAGGUCGAGCACCCAACCUUCAGGAAAACCAACACCCCUCAAGGGCCGCGAGUCGCAUGUCCAGCAAAGCAACCCCAGGCUCGCGUGAUACAUCUCGUAGCUUCAGCCGAUCAGUUCGGCGUCGGUACUAGUUAGCAAAAAUUGAAUUCCAUUGUCGCGCAUAGCGGGCGAUUCGUUUCUGUUGCAUCAUUUUCU
Aspergillus pseudotamarii is the source of this 1289-nucleotide messenger RNA. RefSeq names its product HNH endonuclease signature motif containing protein. The record is from RefSeq and is a predicted model, not a curated record. NCBI's taxonomy places the organism in Eukaryota, Fungi, Ascomycota, Eurotiomycetes, Eurotiales, Aspergillaceae. The transcript has 3 exons. Bases 104 to 1225 code for a protein of 373 amino acids.